AUGGAUGUCCAAUCUUUUUCGGUAGGAGUUCCACAUAAAUUUAAUAAGAUCCAAUUGGUAUUUAUUGGAUCUUCCUCAAUGAGUAGAACUUUCUCCAUUGCCCCAUCAAAAGAAGUAUACAACAAUGAUGCAGAAAUUAAUGAAGAAGAGGCUAGUGAAAGUGAAACUACAAUAACUCAAAAUAGAAAUAACAAUAAGGAAAAAGGAGUUAAAUUUUGGGAUAUUCCUGUAGGCAUGUGUGAACAAGAAUUCAAACAUAUGCUUAAUCACAAAUUUGGAAAAGUAAUUUCAUGUACAAUGUCCACAAGAG
Messenger RNA from Diversispora eburnea, 310 nucleotides. The record is from the annotation of a GenBank genome assembly. NCBI's taxonomy places the organism in Eukaryota, Fungi, Glomeromycota, Glomeromycetes, Diversisporales, Diversisporaceae.